Penicillium expansum is the source of this 861-nucleotide messenger RNA. RefSeq lists its product as uncharacterized. The transcript has 3 exons. The coding region runs from base 1 to 861 and encodes 286 amino acids. The record is from RefSeq and is a predicted model, not a curated record. NCBI's taxonomy places the organism in Eukaryota, Fungi, Ascomycota, Eurotiomycetes, Eurotiales, Aspergillaceae.
AUGGCUCCUGACUUGAGCGCUAUUUCGACCUCUACUAUGGGACGACCUCGUGCAACAACAUCGGCACCCGCUAUGGCAUCGCAAUCUCUAACACCCCGACAACCAGCGCAUGGUCCUCAUAUCUCUGCAGCACUCCCGCCCCCAGGGAGUCCACCACUCGGAACGGGCGAUAAUGGGAUUACAAGAACCGCUCAGGGGCCAUUGCGUCAUCCUCAGCCGCUGACGACUUCGGAUCUCCAUCUAGUGCUCGAGAAAGAGCAAGAAGCGAUGGUGAAUCGAUUGACUCGAGAGCUAUCUAUUCUCCGCCAGCAGACAGCAUCUGUGGCAUCGACAGCAUCCUCCACCUCGACAUUUAACGAGGCAGAUGGCGCACGGGCAUCGCCCACCCUCAGCAGCUCAACCCCAUCUCACUCUGCGCGACGGAACCGGUCCAGUUCGAGCCUUAGUUCACAUGCUUCAGCAAACCAGGGCCAGCAGUCUGCAAGUGUCACUGGAAUUGCUCCAUCUCGAGAGAUCCCAUAUCGCCCGACAGACCAUUCUCGAACGGCUCGCAGUCGAGAGCCAUCCCUCACAUCUCGCCGACCUUCCAUCGGGUCACUUUCCUCAUUCUCCCACAAUAACAGCAGUGUAUACCCACACCGGAACUCAGUAUCACAGACCCAACAAGGCCAUUCACCCGGGAGCUCGCUGUCGCGGUUUGAGGAGGCUACACAUCAUAGGUUGGAGGUGGAAUACAUGAAGCGGGAGAACGAACAGCUCAGGAGGCGCGUGCGGGAUCUGGAGCAGACUUUAAAGAGACAAAAGGAGGAUUCGGCAACUGAAGCUUCUGUUACACCGUCGGAAAGAAUUAGUGAUGCCUGA